CCCUCCCUUUUUUUAAUCGCGAGGCGACUUGUGUUGCACGAGAGAUCAACAACAAAUAUGCUAACGUUAGCCUGUUAACAACAACAUGGGGCAGCAGCAAUUACCGGCUGGAGUUGUCCCUACUUGAAUCCCUUUGUGUGCAAUGGGUCGCCGCAAGUCCAAAAGAAAGCCUCCUCCUAAGAAGAAGAUGACAGGGGAUCUGGAAACUCAGUUCACAUGUCCUUUCUGCAACCACGAGAAGUCAUGCGAUGUCAAAAUGGAGAGAAGCAGAAACACUGGAAUAAUAUCGUGUACAGUCUGCUUGGAGGAAUUCCAGACCCCCAUUACUUAUCUGUCAGAGCCAGUUGAUGUGUACAGUGAUUGGAUAGACGCCUGUGAAGCAGCCAAUCAGUAGAAUUCAUGAAACUAAAUAGACAGAGUGCAGUUAAGUCCCGCCCACACUGAAGAGGAAAACCAUUCCUACCACCUCUGCUCAGAAAAAAACUGCCAAAUGCCCAAAGGCAGCAUUGUAGGUCUACAGGGUAAAGAACUAACUUUUUAUAAUCUGCCAACCCCCCCAAAAAAGAGCUGGCAUCAUCAAGAAGAAUUUGGGAAGGGGGGGGCACUAAUGAUGAGCAGAAUAGCCAACCAAAUGUCAGUUUGCAGGUACUGUGCUGCUAGCUAGCAUUAAUUCUCAAAACAGCUAACUAGACAUGCAUGCUAAAAUAAUCAUCUGAUAUCAAAAUCGAAUCAUUUUUAUAGCUAGCUAAAAAAAAAUCAAUUUGUUUUGGAUGAUUCUCAUAGAUCCCGUAGAGCCAUUCUUUUAAAAUAAAGUAUUUUGUGCUGAAAAAUUGCUUCCAGGUAUUUAGUUUUUAAGCUGCUAGAUAUAGUUAAAAAAUACACUCAAGAUUAUGCAAGAGAACAUAUUCAUCUUAGCAUCUGAAUAUUUGAAUAUGAAAAUUUUUAUCGUGAAAGAAACUGAAAAAGUUAGGUAAAUUUUAAAGUUGAGAACACUGAGUAUUAUUCCUACACUUUUUCUACACUCUAAUACAAGCAACACGAGUUAGUUUUCAUACAGUCUGGGUACAGACAAUCUUGAUGUUAGGAGAGUUCAGGCCAACUGCAGUGCUGGAUAAUAUCACACUGGAACAGCUAAUCAAGACCAGUCUGUGUGUGUGUUCUAAUCUAUAUUGAUAGCUCAGAUUAAAGAAUGAUAGUACAGGUUCUGUUCAUAAUACAGUCACCCAGACAGUUGUGUCACAGCAUUAGGUCAUUCCACUGUAGAGAGGAGCAAAAUGUUCAAGAUAUAUGCUGAGCUGCUAAGGUCAUAAGUUUUGAAAUGUCCUUAAUCCAUUCAGUGUCUCUGUUGAUUUUAUGUUUUUGCUCACUUGUUCAUGAAAUAAAAGAAUUUUAAGAAGAAUAAAUGAUCUUUUAAGAGGCAUGUAUGUACAGUAUUUUAAUGUCUUGUACAGUAUUUUGAUUGUUUGAAAUCAGUCAUUUAUGCUGAAUGAUUACUUUCCUACACAGCCUUCUGUUUAGGGUAUCAUAAAUCUGAGCUGUAUUGUUUAAUGUAUGCUUAAGUAAAUAUGUUUGAUUUUGAUUCUGUGGUAGAGACCUAAAGGUUACCUUAUCAUUAUUAAAAUCUUUACGCUCCACAAAUAUGAUGAAAAGAUUAAA
Messenger RNA from Archocentrus centrarchus (flier cichlid), 1656 nucleotides. Its product is annotated as transcription elongation factor 1 homolog. The transcript is spliced from 4 exons. NCBI's taxonomy places the organism in Eukaryota, Metazoa, Chordata, Actinopteri, Cichliformes, Cichlidae. The coding region runs from base 143 to 394 and encodes 83 amino acids. Gene Ontology annotation, molecular function: RNA polymerase II complex binding. The record is from RefSeq and is a predicted model, not a curated record. Gene Ontology annotation, cellular component: transcription elongation factor complex. Gene Ontology annotation, biological process: transcription elongation by RNA polymerase II.